AUGCUUCUGUCAUCCGAGCAUUCAGAUCAGGCGUCCGAGAUCGACGAUGCACUGAGGCGCAAGGAGGGAAAAAGCAAGGCGGGGGAUGAGAAGAAGAAGUCGACCGAUAAGGAUGCACCAGAGUCGAGCAAAAAGAGAAGCCGCAAGAAGCAGAUCACCUUUGAUGCCGCAGAGUUCGACACCGCCUACAAUGCCAUCAUUGGGAGAACUGCACUCGCAAAAUUUAUGGCGGCGUUGCAUUACGCAUACCAAGUGCUCAAAAUGCCAGGACCGAAAGGGACAAUCACUAUCCAGGGGAACACCAAGUUGGCAGUACAAUGCGACAAGCGGAGCCUCGACAUGGUCGAGCAUACUCCUAACCCGCCCGCCACAACCGAAAACCCCAAGAAAGUGAGCAAGCCCAAGAAGACACCAAAACCAGAUGGCGCCAUCAAGAUCAUCCCACUGUCUAGCUCCAACCCCGACAAAACUGUCAAGAUUGGGGCAUCGUUGGACGACAAAUAG
This is a messenger RNA of Oryza sativa Japonica Group (Japanese rice), 504 nucleotides long. RefSeq lists its product as uncharacterized. The record is from RefSeq and is a predicted model, not a curated record. Lineage: Eukaryota; Viridiplantae; Streptophyta; Magnoliopsida; Poales; Poaceae.